AUGCAAGAGUUUUCUAAGCACUUUUUUUUAGAACUUCUGGCGGAAAAUGGAAGACUGAUUAUGAUGGACACGAUUCUUAGUACCUUUGGACGAGUUAUGAGCGCUCAUCGCGGAGAGGUUUUAUGCGAAGUCACAACCGCAAAAUUGCUCGAUUAUAACGGAAAGGUUGAACUGAACAAAGUAUUACAAAGUUUAGUCACUCCCGGAAAGAAAAUAAAUGUAUUGUAUAAGACGAACCCAUCUUUAUUAGCCGGCAUGACGUUAUCCGUUGGCGAUUACUUUAUUGAUAUGUCCACCGUUUCGAAAAUUUCCAGUUAUGCGAAAGCUUUAGAAGCUGCGUUAUGA
Messenger RNA from Soboliphyme baturini, 345 nucleotides. Lineage: Eukaryota; Metazoa; Nematoda; Enoplea; Dioctophymatida; Soboliphymatidae. The record is from the annotation of a GenBank genome assembly.